Molecule: messenger RNA, 3366 nt
Organism: Desarmillaria tabescens
Lineage: Eukaryota; Fungi; Basidiomycota; Agaricomycetes; Agaricales; Physalacriaceae
Product: SNF2 family N-terminal domain-containing protein
Exons: 31
Coding region: 1-3087 (1028 amino acids)
Biological process (GO): double-strand break repair via homologous recombination; reciprocal meiotic recombination
Cellular component (GO): nucleus
Molecular function (GO): DNA translocase activity; ATP binding; ATP-dependent chromatin remodeler activity
Source: RefSeq, a predicted model, not a curated record
AUGCCUGCUUUCCAGCCCAUCCAAAGCAACGGAAAGCGGAAAUCUGACCAACAGGAGUCUCAAAGUCGCAAACGUCAAGCAUUGGAUACAGGAACUGCUGGCAGUUCUGAAUACUGGAUGGUUCAAUGGAGAAACCAUCAGAGCAAGAAACACAAAACAUGGGAGGGAGAUGGCGUCCUCGUUGUUGAAGGAUCGCAGGCCACUCUCUUUGAUACGGAUGGAAAGCAGCUAGGGCAGGCCGCACGCCCAGCUUCACUUUACGAAGGGCUAGAAAUGAGCAUCGGUGGGAAGGAUGUCGGUCUGGAAUGUCCCACGACUCGAGCAGAAUACCGUUCCGGCACAUGUUUCGGUCAAGCGUCUGCUGUCUCUGCGCCACUAGUGGCUUCCACUGGUCCCUCAAAGGCUUUUGCACCACUCAAACUGUCGACACUACCACGGCCGAAACCUGUUUCGAUGGAGAAGAAAGGCAUACCUCUGGAACAAGUCGAUCUUCUUUCAACGCCGUGCAAAUCCCCAACCAAGGAGAACAUUGUAAGUCAAGAAAGUCACUGGACCGCAAAUUGGAGGAAGGUGGGUAACAAGAAGAACUGGGAGGGCGAUGCCUUUGUCUCGCAUACCGGAAAAAUAGUCACCUUCAUUUCGGAGACAGGCAAAAAACUUUCUACGUCGGCAUGGAAAGGUACCCCAUUACAAAGUGGACAAACGCUCUAUUUUGGCGGCAAGGAAGUGCAACUUCUUAGUCAGGUUUCUCUCUCCGAGCUGCCUAGUCACUCUGGAGAUGUCAAUACUCCCACAAAUCUGCGGCCUCUUGCUCUUUCAGGAGCGAGCGAAAGUGUCAAGAAGUUUGCCACUCCUCUGUCGACAGGCGGUGUUUCCCCGGCGACCUUUUAUGGAUCUGUGAAGAAGCCCGCCAAGCCACUGCAUGAUCCUGACGCAGAAGGUGCGAUAGUCAUGAAGGCUCCGACCAAGGAACACAUUCAAAAAUAUAACAAGAAGAAUGGAGCUAUCGUGCCUGUCGUCCUUGAUCCCGUCAUCGCCAGUAAAUUACGACCUCAUCAAAUUGAAGGUGUGAAAUUCAUGUAUGAAUGUGUUAUGGGCCUUCGGAAACACGAAGGUAGAGGGUGCAUACUUGCAGAUGAAAUGGGUUUGGGGAAGACCUUGCAGACGAUCAGUUUGGUUUGGACGCUGUUGAGACAAAACCCCUACUCUGGCACGGGCCCGGUGGUCGAAAAGGUCUUGAUCGUCUGCCCCGUUUCAUUGAUAAACAACUGGAAAGCCGAGUUCUACAAGUGGCUAGGUAGAGACAGAGUGGGAGUGACCGUUUGCGAUAAGGAGAAGAACGCGGUUCCCGUGUUCAUCAAUUCAAAACCUCAAAAGGUCUUGAUAAUCGGGUACGAACGACUUCGUACCGUAAUAAAAACCUUGUCCGCUUGCGUGCCACCAAUCGGGUUAAUCAUAUGCGACGAAGGACACCGGUUAAAAUCUGCUAACAACAAAACUACCACAAUGUUUGACGCUUUGCGGACGCCCAGAAGAAUAAUCCUCUCCGGUACACCUAUUCAGAACGAUUUGGGCGAGUUUCAUGCGAUGGCUGACUUUUGCAACCCUGGACUACUCGAUGAAUACAGCGUGUUCCGUCGCAUCUACGAGGCGCCUAUUCUGAAAAGUCGCGCACCAGACUGUACACCAAAGGAUACAGAAGUUGGAGAAGCACGUCUGGCACAGCUGAUGUCAGUCGCCAAGAGUUUCGUUUUACGAAGAGAAGCAAAAAUUCUUGGAAACUAUCUACCGCCGAAACACGAAUAUGUUGUUUUCGUUACGCCUACGACCCUUCAGGUGUCUAUAUUCUCGAAACUCCUACAACCCGACAAAUUGGAUGAUCUUGUACAAGGAUCCACGGCCGAGUCAUUGGCCCUCAUGAACUUACUAACGAAAGUUAGCAAUAGUCCCAUCCUUCUCAAGGCUACAGCCGACAAGGAAGGGUCUGGUGGUGAGCAAGCCAACACCAUACGAAAGCGGAGUGUAAGGGAAGCCCUCGACUGUAUUCCUGACACGGCCCAACUCGACGACAUGUCACUAAGUGGAAAAUUGUUGGCUUUGUCUCGUCUGCUAGGGCACAUUAAAGACACGACGGAGGAGAAAUGUGUUCUAGUUUCUCACUACACGUCCACUCUCAACAUUCUCGAAGCAUACUGCAAGAAGAUGCACUAUAGCUACUAUCGACUCGAUGGGCAAACACCAACAGCUAAACGUCAAGAAUAUGUCAACACAUUCAACAAGACAAGUCAGACUAGCAGCUUCAUUUUCUUGCUGAGUUCGAAGGCAGGAGGUGUCGGGAUCAAUCUUAUUGGCGGGUCUAGACUAUGUUUGAUUGACUCGGACUGGAAUCCAAGUCAUGACUUGCAGUCAAUGGCAAGAUGUCACCGGGACGGCCAGAAGAGACCUGUCUACAUAUACAGAUUCUUGACAGCAGGUACCAUUGACGAAAAGAUAUACCAGCGCCAAGUUACCAAACUAGGCUUGAGCAACUCUCUCAUGGGAUCAGCCUCCGGUUCCUCCAAGAGCGACUCGUUUACCCGAAAAGACCUUCGCGACAUCUUCCGGAUCCACCCAGACACGCUCUGCAACACCCACGAACUCCUCGAGUGCCCUUGCGAUGUUCAGUCUGUAGCAUCGUCUUCUCAACCCGAACUCAGCCCAGAAUCGGAUGAUGACGAUUCCGACUCUGAGUCGCAUAAAGGCUUCAUGGUAGCAUCCCAGGUCAGCGUGAGCAAGCUGAAUAAGAUGGAUAAAGCUUACGCACAGAAGAAGAAGGAGGGUCUGGCGGCCCUUGGUGAAUGGAAGCACAUCAACUGCAUGGGCAGCGAUAACCACACAGAUAUCCAAGACAAUAUCCUCCGAGAAAUAAUGCAUGUUCCCGAACCCAAGCUAAGGAAGGACUCGCAGUCGCGGACACAGCGUCUGAUAGCCCAGUUGGAUACAGUUGGGGCGAAUGGCAUACGUGGGGUUCCUGGUGGUACCAUCUCGUUCCUCUUCCAGAAGAGUACUGAGGGAGCCGGCUCGGGCGGCCCAAAUUUCGAGGUCUAAAUUGUUGCAAUAUAUCAAGACUUACGGACAUUUCUUUAGACAGCAAUUGUAUAGUACAUACACAUUCCAGCAGUGCUUCGUUGUAUAUUGUAACGAUAUCUUACGCAUACAUUUAAUUGAUAUAGUCAUGACUUCCCAACCCUAGCACUACCAGGUGGGUAGCCAUUUAUUAUCUCCGGGCUAAUGAACUUAACAUGCGAAUAAUUUCGGUACCGGUGUCAACAACAUCAUCGCGACCGGCUAUUUCACAAGUGUUGAUUAUGAGUACAUCUUCGAUGA